Molecule: messenger RNA, 1080 nt
Organism: Triticum turgidum subsp. durum (durum wheat)
Lineage: Eukaryota; Viridiplantae; Streptophyta; Magnoliopsida; Poales; Poaceae
Source: the annotation of a GenBank genome assembly
AUGGUUCGGAUGGAGUGCGAGCGGUGGGCGCACAAGGGGAUCAACAUCACGUACCAGAUCCGGGAGGACCGCAAGGGGUACAAGGCCGGCGCGCUCAAGGCCGGGAUGAAGCACGGGUACGUGCGCGAGUGCGAGUACAUGGUCAUCUUCGACGCCGACUUCCAGCCGGACCCCGACUUCCUGCACCGCACCAUCCCCUACCUCCACCACAACCCGGAGAUCGCCCUCGUCCAGGCGCGAUGGCGCUUCGUGAACGCGGAUGAAUGCCUGAUGACGAGGAUGCAGGAGAUGUCCUUGGAUUACCACUUCAAAGUGGAGCAGGAAGUGAGCUCCUCCGUCUGCGCCUUCUUCGGCUUCAACGGAACCGCCGGUGUGUGGCGCAUUGCUGCAGUGAAUGAAGCAGGGGGCUGGAAGGACAGGACCACCGUGGAGGACAUGGAUCUAGCUAUCCGGGCCAGCCUCAAGGGAUGGAAGUUUGUCUACCUCGGCGAUGUUCAGGUUAAGAGUGAACUCCCCAGCACUUUCAAAGCCUUCCGGUUUCAGCAGCACAGAUGGUCAUGUGGUCCAGCAAACCUGUUCAGGAAGAUGCUGGUGGAGAUUGUGACAAAUAAGAAAGUGACAAUCUGGAAGAAGUUUCAUGUCAUCUACAAUUUCUUCUUGGUGCGCAAGAUCGUUGCCCACAUUGUGACAUUCACCUUCUACUGCAUCAUCAUCCCGACAACCAUCUUUGUCCCUGAGGUUCAUAUACCGAAGUGGGGUUGCGUCUACAUUCCCACAAUCAUCACUCUUCUCAACUCUGUUGGAACUCCCAGGUCUUUUCACUUGCUUUUCUUCUGGAUCCUCUUCGAAAACGUCAUGUCGCUGCAUAGAACCAAGGCCACAUUGAUUGGCUUGUUAGAGGCAGGCAGGGCGAAUGAAUGGGUCGUCACGGAGAAGCUCGGCAGCGCCAUGAAGAUGAAAUCUGCUAACAAAGCAUCAGCCAGGAAGUCAUUCAUGAGGAUGUGGGAGAGCGAGUACGUCCCCGUGGUUAUGGGGAGCAGGAUGUCUGCUUCCAAGUCGAAUGUAAUACUAAUAGUAUAA